Molecule: messenger RNA, 1645 nt
Organism: Aspergillus homomorphus CBS 101889
Lineage: Eukaryota; Fungi; Ascomycota; Eurotiomycetes; Eurotiales; Aspergillaceae
Product: composite domain of metallo-dependent hydrolase
Exons: 1
Coding region: 128-1459 (443 amino acids)
Molecular function (GO): hydrolase activity, acting on carbon-nitrogen (but not peptide) bonds
Source: RefSeq, a predicted model, not a curated record
CAACCCCCGCCACAAACCCCCGCCUGAGCUUCGUCACAGCCAGUCAGCAGUGGCUAGAAAAGCUAUCCCCUCCCCCGGACAACACUUCUUCUGUUCACUUCUGUUCGCAGUAUCGGUAAAGGUCAUCAUGGGCUCUAUUGGAGAAGUUCAACGACGCCCGUACCGGCCAACUCCCGCGGACAUCACCAUCAACAACCACCGCCCCGAAGACCCACAGAAGAUCCUCUUCCAAAAUGUUCGCAUUCUGGACUCGACCGGGGCAGACCCCUAUUCCGGUGACGUGCUGAUCGAAGGGGAGCGCAUUGUCUCGGUGGGUCAAGUCGAUCCCGCCGCCACCCAGGAGGCACUGGUCAUUGAUGGCGGUGGCACCAAAACACUCAUGUCCGGACUAGCGGACUCGCAUACACACCUCAGCUGGAACAAUGCGGCCACGUUGGAUGAACUCACCAGUCUUCCGCUCGAGGAGCAUGUCCUGCAUACCGCCAAUUCCGCCCGAUCUUACCUGAAUUGUGGCUACACCAUGUGUUUCGGAGCCGCGGCUGCACAACCCCGCCUCGAUAUCGCCAUCAAGGCUGCCAUCAAGUCGGGGCUGAUACCUGGUCCCCGCACUCUCGCCAACUGUCCGGAGGUGACCAAGCCGGACGGGGCGAUUAUUCCCAAGAUCUCGCGUUAUGCGAGUGGGCCGGAGGAGAUGCGCCAGGUAGUGCGAGAAUUCGUCGCCUUAGGUACAGACAAUAUCAAAUUGAGCAUGACGGGGGACAACGUACAUCCCACGAUGCCCAGUGAGGAGACAUACUUUGAUCUGGAGGAGACGGUGGCGGCAGUGGAGGAAGCGCACCUCCAUGGUAAACGCGUAUGCGCCCAUGCCCGCAGCGCUGCCUCGGUCAAGCAGUGUGUGCAAGCGGGCGUGGAUGUGAUUUAUCAUGCUAGCUUCGCGGAUACGGAGGGACUAGAUCUGCUGGAGCAACAUAAGGAUUCAGUCUGGGUCGCGCCGGCCAUCAAUUUGUUCUAUGCUAUGGCGCAGGGCGAUGCCGAACCCUAUGGAGUGUCGGCAAAAAUGUCCGAGCAAAAGGGCGUCACGCACGAGGUUGAGGUCGCUUGUCAGACCAUGCGUGAGAUGCGCCGUCGGGGCAUUCGCGUCCUCCCGGGCGGUGAUUAUGGAUUUGCCUGGGCUCCGCAUGGGACUUACGCGCGCGACCUGCAGCACUUUGUGGAUUUGUUUGGAUAUACGCCGAUGGAGAGCAUUCUCGCUGCGACCGCGAUGGCAGGCGAGCUUAUGGGCCACCCUGAUGAGCUUGGCAAAGUGCAACCGGGCUACUAUGCCGAUGUAAUCUUGGUGGAUGGCAAUCCUCUGGAAGACAUCCGCAUUUUGCAAAACCAGGACCAUCUGCAUGCGGUAAUUAUCAAUGGUCAUAUCCACAAGCACGUCAAUGGGAAGAACGAGAGGGUGGCGGCGUGAGUGCCAAAGGGGAGUAUCGUGUUGUAUCAAGACUGUUGUUAGUGGCACAGUGUAUGGUCGGCCACCUUUCAGGUGUUUGAUUCGUUUAGAGUAAAUCCAUUCGAACUCCAGUUUCAUCGAGGACCUUGAACCAUGUUGAACUAGCCAAGCAAGUCUCGAACUAUUUCUCCACCAAUCAACGUGAAG